Halichondria panicea is the source of this 997-nucleotide messenger RNA. RefSeq names its product osteoclast-stimulating factor 1-like. The record is from RefSeq and is a predicted model, not a curated record. Lineage: Eukaryota; Metazoa; Porifera; Demospongiae; Suberitida; Halichondriidae. Bases 121 to 756 code for a protein of 211 amino acids. Gene Ontology annotation, molecular function: protein binding. The transcript is spliced from 10 exons. Gene Ontology annotation, biological process: signal transduction.
UCGCUUCUCUCUACGCACGUGAACUAAUUACCAGUCUACAACUGUUAACCUUGGGGAAUAUUCUUAUACAUACUACUAUACUAGUGUACGUACUGCUUCGCUGUGAGAGUUGCUGCCGCCAUGUCUAGGAAACCGGCCCCACCAAAACCAGUACCUAAAAAGCCAGGCCAUGUUGAAGUGGUACGAGCUAUCUACGCAUAUGCCGCACAGCAGGUGGACGAGCUCUCUUUCGAGGAAGGGGACACACUCUAUAUCACAGAGAAGAAUGAAGACGGAUGGUGGAGAGCACGGUGUAAUAAGAAGGCGGGUCUUAUUCCGUCCAAUUAUAUUGAGGGGAACACUGAGACCAUUGUGAACCCACUACAUGAGGCGGCUAAGAGAGGGAACCUUCCCUUCGUAGAUGAGUGUCUCGCAAACAGAGUAUCUGUGAAUGGACUGGACAAGUCUGGUUCAACUGCACUACACUGGGCAGCCAGUGGAGGUCAUACAGAAUGUGCACAGGCGAUAUUGAAGGUCCAAAAUGUUGAGCUGAAUGCGCAGAACAAGCUAGGGGACACCCCCCUGCAUAAUGCCGCCUGGAAGGGACAUGCUGACGUCGUGGCGUUGCUCUUGGAAAACGGAGCCAACACGACAAUAAGGAACAAUGAGAAGCAGUUGCCCUACGACCUGUCUGCCAAGAACCCCGAGGUGGGACGUCUGCUCAUGAUCAGAGAUUCUGGGGGUGCAGAGUACGGCGAAGAUGAGGAUUCUGAUUAGACUACACAAGAAUGUAGAUAUCAAUGUGACUAUGUACGUUGUCGUCGUCGUUGUAGCAAUAUGUCAGUAGCUCUGUUAUUUUUGAGUGCACAUACAAUAAUAAUUUCCUGUUAGAUCAGCUUUCACGUUAAUUUUUGUGCCUGUGAAUUAAAUGGACAAUGCGAAAUCAGUUUGUUCUUUGUUCUAACAAUCAUAUAUAUAAUUAAUUUGUUUGUUGAAAAAUCAAUAUUAUUUUGCUCAA